AUGGCCGACAGGGCGCGCAUCCUCCUCAUAGACUCCUACGACUCCUUCACCUUCAAUCUAGCCUCGCUUUGCAAACGGGCUGUCCCUGGAUGCCACAUCCAUAUCAUUAAGAACGAUGCUCUCUCCGCCGCUUCCUUCAUCCCGCUCCUGCGGCACUUCGACGCUGUCAUCGUCGGACCGGGUCCUGGCUCGCCAGACAAUCCUGAAGACGUCGGGAUAGUGAAGGACGUCUGGCAUGUCGCGGAAGACUCGCUCGUCCCCGUAUUCGGAGUCUGUCUUGGCCUCCAGAGCCUGGCGGUGGAGCACGGCGGUAGAAUCCAGCGACUUAAUGUCGUCAAACACGGUCAAGUCUCUCGUAUCCACCAUCAAGGAACGGAUCUGUUCGAGAACGUUGGGCAGGUAGACGCUGUGCGCUACCACUCCCUACACGUUGAACUCUCUGGCCAGGUCGAUCUCGAGCCUUUAGCCUGGGCAGACGAUGACGGGGAGAACGGUCAAGUCCUCAUGGCACUCAAGCACAGACGCAAGCCCUUCUGGUCUGUACAAUAUCAUCCGGAGUCGGUGCGGACGGAAGGCGGUGGGGAGGACGUGCUACGGAAUUUUUGGAAGCUAGCGAGUCGCUGGUCUACGACCCACGGAAGGAUCACGCUGCCCUUGACGGCCGCCAUUGAAGACCUUAUGGGUGCAUGCUGGCCAAGCGUGCGCCCUGAAACUGCUAUUAGGGACUCCGCUGAGCUCUCGACUGCCCUGGUCAUCACUCGAACCAUUGGUGCACCCUACGCCGACGUCUCUCGCGUCUGCGAGAUGCUGGGCGUAGAAGAUGACACUACCGACUUCGCCAUGCUCGACUCCGCUGCUGCACCCGGUCGCUUUUCCAUCAUCGGAUGUCUCUCGCCUACCUCCCCGAAGAUCACAUAUUCUAUCGGCGACUCUUUCGUUCGGAUACGGCGGGGACGAGACAUCACGUUCGCAGAACUUGGCACACUGGACAUAUGGGCUUGGCUCACUGCGUUCAUGCACCGCAGGAAAGCGCAUGGCGGUAUGCCCGAAGUGCCCUUCUGGGGUGGCCUUGUUGGCUAUCUCAGCUAUGAGCUGGGUGUGCAAACUAUCGCUCCUGUCCCCCCUCGUUCCGGAAACCAGCCCCGUCACGCGGAUGUCAGCCUCGUCUUCGUCGAUCGGAGUAUUGUCGUGGAUUCGCGAGAUCAGCUGGUCCACAUACAGUCCAUCCUUACCUCCGACGAUGAGUGGCUGCAGGAGAUGACCUGUCGUCUGCGGAAGAUCUUCGCGGCGCCAACCAUAGAUCGUUCCCUAGGGGCUACUUCGAGCCAGUCUGUGCCUGCACCCAUCGUAUCCCUCCCGGGUCGCGCGGAAUAUAUCUCCAAGAUUGCUGCUGCGAAAGAAUGGCUGUUCUCUGGUGACUCGUACGAGCUUUGUGUGACUGCGCCUACGCGCAUUCGCGCACUCAAAGCGCCUUCUGCUGUCGCGCGGGGCACGUCGUCCUCCUGGGAGCUCUACAAGACUUUACGCUCACGUAACCCGGCUCCACACUCAGCCUACCUCCGCCUUCACCCAUCCACCCUUCUAUCCUCUUCCCCCGAGCGUUUCCUGUCGUAUUCACGAGCGCCCGACAGCUUAUGCCAGCUACGUCCGAUCAAGGGGACGGUGCGUAAGGCACCCGGUAUCACACGCGAGGUCGCGGAGGAGCUACUCUCAGGUAGCAAGAAGGAGGUCGCGGAGAACCUCAUGAUCGUGGACCUCAUACGACACGACCUACACAGCGUCGUGGGCGAGGACGUGCACGUCCGCCAGUUUUGCAAGGUGGAGGAGUACGAGACUGUAUGGCAGCUUGUCAGCGUCAUCGAGGGCAAGCCGGCUCCAGCUAUCAAGAACAAGACAAACUCGGAAUUAGGCUGGGAGGUUUUGCGUGCUAGCCUGCCACCAGGCAGUAUGACCGGUGCUCCUAAGAAGCGGAGUGUAGAGAUCUUGCGUGACCUUGAGGGCGCGGAGCGAGGCAUCUACUCCGGCGUUCUUGGGUACGCUGAUGUUGGUGGCGGUGGCGACUGGGCAGUCAUCAUUCGCAGCUGCUUCAAACACGAUGAGCGAUUGGCUCCUAGCCCUGGCGAACCAUUACAUUACGCCACGGAUACAGAAGACACGGUUCGGGGAGCGGUACCCAGUACUUCGGAUGCAGAUCUCGAGGGCCUUGGUGGACUGGCCGAGCGGCUCGGCGCUCUCCAUGAUACACCCGAUCGACACCUAACCCCCCUUCCCGAUACACUGUUCGAUGAAUGGACGCUCGGUGCCGGAGGUGCUAUCACCGCGCUCUCCGACCCUGUGGCCGAGUGGGACGAGAUGGUCACGAAGGUCGAGAGCGUGCUACGGGCGUUCAACGAGCCUACACUGUCAUAG
Molecule: messenger RNA, 2409 nt
Organism: Trametes versicolor FP-101664 SS1
Lineage: Eukaryota; Fungi; Basidiomycota; Agaricomycetes; Polyporales; Polyporaceae
Product: para-aminobenzoic acid synthetase
Exons: 3
Coding region: 1-2409 (802 amino acids)
Biological process (GO): L-tryptophan biosynthetic process
Source: RefSeq, a predicted model, not a curated record